GUUUUGACUCGUAAUAUAUAUUUAGUCAUUCCAUCAAACACUCAUUUUCUCCAAACAAUUUCUUCCUCUCCAUUUACCCUUUCUCUCUCUCUUUCUCUCCGGGAAAAUUUUCUCUCCCCUAAAAAAUUUUCCCUCAAUUUUCCUUUCAUUCAGACAGAAAACUCUGAAUUAUAAAUCUAAAUAAAACUAUAUAUAGAUAGAUUUUUGAAUUUGUAGGUUUUCUGUAAAAAUAUGAAAGCACCGAGGAGACCGAUCCAAGCGGCGGCGACAUGGCUACGACGGCAGCCGCCGAAGGUGAAGGCGUUUCUGGCCGUGAUUAGCGGCAUGGCGGCGCUUGUUCUCCUCCGUGCAAUUGUCCACGAUCAUGAUAAUCUGUUUGUGGCAGCAGAGGCUGUUCAUUCGAUCGGAAUUGCUGUUCUGAUUUACAAGUUGAUGAAGGAGAAGACCUGUGCGGGGCUUUCGCUGAAGUCUCAGGAGCUAACAGCUAUCUUUUUGGCUGUUAGAUUGUAUUGCAGUUUUGUCAUGGAGUACGACAUACACACUUUGCUUGACUUGGCUACGCUGGGUACGACCUUGUGGGUUGUUUAUAUGAUUCGAUUUAAGUUGAGAUCGAGUUAUAUGGAGGAUAAAGACAACAUUGCACUGUACUAUGUGCUUGUCCCUUGUGCUGUUAUAGCCUUAAUAGUUCACCCAUCGACAUCACAUCACGUCGUCAAUAGGAUUGCCUGGGCUUUCUGUGUUUACCUGGAAGCUGUUUCUGUCCUACCUCAGCUGCGUGUUAUGCAGAACACAAAGAUUGUUGAACCUUUUACAGCUCAUUAUGUAUUUGCAUUGGGAGUUGCUAGGUUUUUGAGCUGUGCCCACUGGGUUCUCCAGGUUUUGGACACUCGUGGUCAUCUUCUCGUGGCAUUGGGUUACGGACUCUGGCCUUCGAUGGUUCUAAUAUCCGAAAUUGUUCAGACCUUCAUCCUGGCCGACUUUUGCUAUUACUAUGUGAAAAGUGUGUUCGGGGGACAGCUCGUGUUGCGCCUUCCUUCUGGAGUGGUGUAAAUGUAUGGGGCUGUAUAAGAUUAUUUUCUUUGUUUUCUUUUCUUUUCUUUUUGGUCUAGAUGGCUCUGUUUUUGGCCAGCAGUUCUUAGAGCAUAGGAAUCUUGUCGGUCAAAAACUUGGCAGUCAUUAUGAAUUUGGAUGUUUAAAUUAGUCUGAAAUCGCCACAAUCAUAUUUGGUUUACUGCAACAGUACCAAUUUGAUUUC
Messenger RNA from Salvia miltiorrhiza (redroot sage), 1255 nucleotides. RefSeq lists its product as uncharacterized. Bases 232 to 1050 code for a protein of 272 amino acids. The record is from RefSeq and is a predicted model, not a curated record. The transcript has 6 exons. Gene Ontology annotation, molecular function: ER lumen protein retrieval receptor activity. Gene Ontology annotation, biological process: protein retention in ER lumen. Lineage: Eukaryota; Viridiplantae; Streptophyta; Magnoliopsida; Lamiales; Lamiaceae. Gene Ontology annotation, cellular component: membrane.